Molecule: messenger RNA, 1800 nt
Organism: Trematomus bernacchii (emerald rockcod)
Lineage: Eukaryota; Metazoa; Chordata; Actinopteri; Perciformes; Nototheniidae
Product: butyrophilin subfamily 3 member A2-like
Exons: 16
Coding region: 1-1800 (599 amino acids)
Source: RefSeq, a predicted model, not a curated record
AUGGGUCAGACACAGCUGAUUGGCUCACCUCAGCCAAUAGUAGCAAACCUUGGUGAUGACAUCAUUUUGCCGUGUUAUCUGGAGCCGGCGAUAAAUGUUGCCGAUUUGACGUUGGAGUGGACGAGGCCCGACAUGGACCCCAGAUUCGUUCAUGUGAUGCGGCUUGGGCAUGAACUUGUGGAAAUGAAACACAAGUUAUUCACGGGAAGAACUUCAAUGUUCACCGAUGAGCUGAAGAACGGAAACAUGUCUUUGAAACUCUCCAACGUACAACUCUCCGAUCAGGGGAAAUACAGAUGUUUCAUUCCAAAACUGGACCGGCAAGCUUUUGUUCAACUAGUUUUUGGUCCUUCCUCUCCGCCUGUCAUCAGGUUAUCAGGGCUGGACGGUCAGAGUGGAGGAGUGGUGCUGCAGUGUGAGUCUGCAGGCUGGUAUCCGGAGCCUGAGGUGUUGUGGCUGGACGCUGAGGGAAAGCUCCUCUCUGCUGGACCUCCAGAGACAGUCAGAGGUCCUGAUGACCUCUAUACUGUCAGCAGCAGAGUGACAGUGGAGAAGAGACCCAGCAGCAGCUUCACCUGCAGAGUCCAGCACCACAACACCAACCGCACCACACAGACGCUAUUCCAUGUUCCAGAUGAUUUCUUCAUAGUCCCUUCUAGUUGUUCUGCUUCUGUUGCUGUUAGCGUGUUGUUUGGAUUCAUGUUUGUGAUCGCUGCUGUCCUUUUUGUCUGGAAAUGGAGACAACACAAAGUUGAGAAAAAGAGAAACCAUUUAGAUGAAGUUGAUAUAGGAGAAAAGAAGAAACUCUCUAAAACUAGAGGUCAGUUUGUGACUGAAGAAGAAGGAGGACAGCUGAUGACAGCUGACACUGUACCAAUGGAGGAUUUGAAGGGAAAAGAGGAAAAGAAGAACAAACAGUUGGAAAGAAAUGAAACUGCUCAAGCCAAGUCUUCUUCCUCUUCUUCGUUAAAAUGGCCGCUGGUUUCCAGACAGAAGUUUGAGGAGGAGCAUCAGAGGAGGGAAGGAGCUGAGAAAGAAGUUCACGUCCUGGAGGAGAAGCUGCUGCAAAACAACAGAGAGACUAAUGAACAGCUGAAGGAGGCACAGGGUCAACUGGAGAGCAAGGAGAAGGAGGCUGAAGCUCUAAUCCUACAUUACUGUUUCUCUUCUGCUCCCCCACAAUGUAACGAGAAGCUCAGAGAUAUGAUGACCAGUAAAGAGAAGGAACUGAAGGACCUAAAGGAAGAGAUGGAGAGCAAGUUUGAGAAGAAGCUCCAGGAGGAGAAGAGAGGAAGAGAGGAAGCUGAGAGAGAACUGAAGGAGGAGGAAGAGGAGAUGAAGAAGGAGAUGAAGGAGGGGAUGGAGACAAAGAGAAGAGAGCUAUCGGACCAAAAAGCAGUCGACCAAUGGAGGUUUGAGAACCAGCUGAAGGAGACACAGAGUCUACUGGAUAUCCAGAGAAAGGAGAACAGCAGAGAGAAGACAAAGUAUAACGAGCUGCUGGUGGAGAAGAGCAGAGGAGAGGAAGCACUGAAGGACCUCAAGAGAGAGAUGGAGAGCAAGGCGGAUGAACUAUUAGCUAAUGUUGAGAAGCUCAAAAAGGAGAAGCAGAGGAGUGAAGACGAGCUGAAGAAGGAGCUGGAGACAAAGACAACAGAGUUUGAGAAGAAGCUCCAGGAGGAGAAGAGAGGAAGAGAGGAAGCUGAGAGAGAACUGAAGGAGGAGGUACAAACUGUGCAGGAGAGCUUCAGCUCGGAGAAUCAGACCUCUGACUCAGGAUUUAAUAUGGAGAGCAACUAA